This is a messenger RNA of Rosa rugosa (rugosa rose), 1525 nucleotides long. RefSeq names its product 3-isopropylmalate dehydrogenase, chloroplastic-like. The record is from RefSeq and is a predicted model, not a curated record. Gene Ontology annotation, molecular function: NAD binding; 3-isopropylmalate dehydrogenase activity; magnesium ion binding. Gene Ontology annotation, biological process: L-leucine biosynthetic process. The transcript has 11 exons. NCBI's taxonomy places the organism in Eukaryota, Viridiplantae, Streptophyta, Magnoliopsida, Rosales, Rosaceae. Bases 90 to 1304 code for a protein of 404 amino acids.
AAACCAACAAACCUCGUCAGCGAAAACAACUGAAUUUGACGCGUUGGUCUCGCCCUGCAAACUCAAGCGCAGUCACAGCUUAGACAACAAUGGCUGCUUGUCUGCAACUCAACGCUAAGCCCUUCACCCCUCUUGUCUCUCCGAACCCCCUCUCCAAACACACCUCCAAGCUUGGCAGGGUCCGGUGCUCCGCCGCCCCACCCUCCAAACGCUACACCAUCACUCUGCUUCCCGGCGAUGGCAUUGGCCCCGAAGUCAUUUCAGUCGCCAAAAAGGUCCUCAACCUCGCUGCCACCAUCGAAGGGAUUGAGUUUAAAUAUCAAGAAAUGCCUGUGGGUGGAAAUGCCUUGGAUUUGACUGGAGUGCCGUUACCAGAAGAGACCCUUUUGGCAGCUAAGCAAUCCGAUGCAGUUCUGCUGGGAGCAAUUGGGGGGUACAAAUGGGAUAAAAACGAAAAGCAUUUAAAACCAGAAACUGGGUUGCUUAAGCUUCGGGAAGGUCUUAAAGUGUUUGCAAAUUUGAGGCCAGCAGUUGUUUUACCGCAGUUGGUCGAUGCCUCUACUUUGAAGAGAGAGGUCGCCGAAGGGGUUGACCUUAUGGUUAUAAGAGAGCUCACUGGUGGUAUAUACUUUGGACAGCCAAGGGGUUUUGGCACUAAUGAAAACGGUGAGGAGAUUGGUUUCAAUACUGAGGUGUAUGCUGCCUAUGAGAUUGAUCGUAUUGCUCGAGUUGCAUUUGAGACUGCUAGGAAGCGGCAGGGAAAGCUCUGUAGUGUUGACAAAGCAAAUGUAUUGGAGGCAUCAAUGUUUUGGAGAAAAAGAAUCCUGGAAAUAGCCUUGGAUUAUCCUGAUGUUGAACUCUCACACAUGUAUGUUGAUAAUGCUGCAAUGCAGCUUGUUCGUAAUCCAAAACAGUUUGAUACAAUUGUAACAAACAACAUAUUUGGCGAUAUAUUAUCUGAUGAGGCCUCAAUGAUUACUGGAAGUAUUGGGAUGCUUCCAUCUGCUAGUCUUGGAGAAUCAGGUCCUGGACUUUUUGAACCUAUACAUGGUUCUGCUCCUGAUAUUGCUGGACAGGAUAAGGCAAACCCAUUAGCAACGGUUCUCAGUGCUGCUAUGCUUUUGAAGUACGGUCUUGGAGAAGAAAAUGCUGCCAAGAGAAUUGAGGCAGCAGUCCUAGAUACUUUGAACCGGGGGUUUCGAACAGUUGAUAUCUAUUCGUCUGGAACGAAGUUGGUAGGAUGCAAAGAAAUGGGUGAAGAGGUAUUGAAGUCAGUUGAUUCUCUAGUUCCUUCUCCGGUAUGAAGAUAGUCAUGCCAACGUAACAUGAUCUUGGGGGUAGGGAGCCAUUGUGAAAUAAGCUGAAAAAGCAACUUGUAUAUCUUCUCCAAUGACAGUUUCCUUUUUUCUGUUUCUUCAAUUUGAAGGGCCUGUUUUAUUGCUUCUCAAUUUGCAGGUUCAUUUUCUUUAGGUGAAACAAAACCAUUUUCAUGUGUGCCAGAAUUUUUAUUUAUGCUCGCUUUUUA